UAGACACCCUAUACCCUUGCUAUUUGCCUACCACUCGCUACUCAAAACAUUAUUCCCCUCUCUCUGUGGCCUCUUUAUACUCUCUAAACACAACAUUCGAUAGAAAUCAUACGCCACUCAUGACCUAAUCACUAACACUUCUAUUUAUCCACACCCCGCUCCCCCCCUCUCCCUUUCCUUUUCAUUACCUUCUCCCCUUUCCACCACCUUUCUCUUUCUCUCACUGUUUCACUCCAGUGUUUCCUUUUCUUUUCUUUUCCCUCCUCCCCCAACCCUACUGCUUUUCCCACAUCCCUUUACCAACCCAUUCUCUUGGAUACAUUCUUGCACUGCCUUUACCUUGGCCUCCCUCCAUCUGUUUGUUGUUCCCCUUGAGCUCAAAACAAUGACAGCAGGAACCACAUCGACCGCCUCGGCGCUCACCGCCUUCCCCGAUCUCUCCCUCCAGAUCAGCCCGCCGGCGAUAUCCAUGGAGGGAUCCAUUAGGAGGGCCUUCUUCGGGGACCAUAAUUCGAUAUCGGACUCCGGUAGCAGCGGGAGCAAUAGCAGCCAUGAUCGCCACGGGCUUUUGCACUCGGAGGGGGUUCAGGAGCCUGGCCAUGGCGAGCCAACGCUGAGUCUUGGGUUCGAGAUUCCUACGUUGGAUCCACCGCGUCACCAACUCCACCAGAACCUUCAUCACCACCACCACCACCAUCACCAACUCCACCACCCUCAGAUCUAUGGAUUAAAGCGGAAUUCAAGAUCGCUUCAUGGAGGAAAAAGGAGCAUGAGGGCUCCAAGGAUGAGGUGGACCAGCACCCUACACGCGCAUUUCGUGCACGCCGUCGAGCUCCUUGGUGGUCAUGAGAGAGCGACGCCCAAGUCUGUACUGGAGCUGAUGAAUGUGAAGGAUCUAACACUGGCUCAUGUGAAAAGCCAUCUUCAGAUGUAUAGAACAGUGAAGAGCACUGACAGAGGGGCAGGCCAAGGCCAGACAGACAUGGGCAUGAACCAGAGGACAGGAGGUAUGGGGGAAGUGGAGGGAGGACUAUCAUGUGACAAAGCUGGGAUCAGCCCUUCUUAUUCCCUCAGCUCACCAACCCCACCAACACCACUACCCAAGUCCCCUAGGCAGUGGGGGAGGUAGGAGAAGCCAUCCAUCUAUCACCAAGGUUAUGCGAACAGGGAACGAACACAAGGACAAGCUUUUCGCCAUAUCCACGGCCUGCUGCUGCCAAGCUCCAUAUGCUGCCUAACCUAGAAAUCACCUUAGGAAGACAAAGUUGGCAAAUGGAAUGUGUCGAAUCAUCAAAUGAACUGACUCUUCUUAACUGUUUGUGAAGUUCUGACAAUAACAAAAAAAAAAAAAGAAAUCCUUCUAAAUUUAAGGAAGAAGUAUGGUUUGUUGUAAGUUUUUCUUUGGAAUGGAGAAUCAUGCCAUCAACUCUCAAAUGAGCUGCAAGUUGGA
Messenger RNA from Elaeis guineensis (African oil palm), 1450 nucleotides. Lineage: Eukaryota; Viridiplantae; Streptophyta; Magnoliopsida; Arecales; Arecaceae. The record is from RefSeq and is a predicted model, not a curated record.